AAAUUUUUGAUCAAAUAUUAACUAACGAAAUUAGAUCAUGAAACUUUUUCAUAUCAGCGUUAUUAGUAUAAUUAUUUAUGGUAUAAGUGGACUAGUUCCGGAAGCUUGUAAUGAUUGGGAGACAAAAGAAAAGCAUAAUGUGGGAGCGAAUUGGGUUAGUAAAACUCAAUGUGAAGGAUAUGUUUGUAAAUUAGUACCAAUACCAGAGGCAAGAAAUAGAGAAUUUCCCAUUGCUGUUAAAAAAGUUUGUUCAGAAAUCAAGGCCAAAAAAAAUUGCACUCUAGUUCCACAAGAUUUGACCGUGGAGUUUCCAAAAUGUUGCCCAAUCUUGGUUUGCAUUGAUAAGAACGUUGUGAAAAUUGAAAAAUCUACCGAUGUAAUUCCUAAAACACAACCAUAAUUUUACAAAACCUAUUCAAUAAGCGAGAAUUUGAUAUAUAUCAAAUUGUUAUUACAUGAAGGC
Molecule: messenger RNA, 463 nt
Organism: Chrysoperla carnea
Lineage: Eukaryota; Metazoa; Arthropoda; Insecta; Neuroptera; Chrysopidae
Exons: 4
Coding region: 38-400 (120 amino acids)
Source: RefSeq, a predicted model, not a curated record